Messenger RNA from Eremomyces bilateralis CBS 781.70, 165 nucleotides. RefSeq lists its product as uncharacterized. The record is from RefSeq and is a predicted model, not a curated record. Lineage: Eukaryota; Fungi; Ascomycota; Dothideomycetes; Eremomycetales; Eremomycetaceae. The transcript is spliced from 2 exons. Bases 1 to 165 code for a protein of 54 amino acids.
AUGGCCCCGGUCCACCAUCAGAGGAGAAAGGCGAGCUUUGGUGACAAAGUUAGCGGUGCUCUGAUGAAGUUGCGGGGCUCUUUGACAAGAAGACCCGGCCUGAAGGCUGCUGGCACUCGUCGUAUGCACGGAACGGAUGGACGCCGUCAUCGCCAUGCCUAUUAG